CACAUCACUUUUCGCUCAUUAAAUUUGGUUUUAUCGUUGUUAAAACAUGCUGAAAUGUUCAAACGUGCUGUUACUCGAUGCUGCAAUGUGAUUCCUGCUACGCUCUUCUCCACAGCGGCCGUCGUAUCCUCUUCUCCAGAGCGGCCUUCCGCUUGAACGUCUUGGUGCAAACGUGUGCAUAACGAGGCUAAAGUAUGGCUACAUGGCAGGUCUCAGCAAAACGGCGGCUCACUUCUCAAAAGUAUCCGAUUGUAGUGCCACUCGAGGCUUUCUCGUCAUUUUCGGCCUCUCUUCAUGUCGUCGGGUUCGAACCCUGCGCCGAUCCGCCAUGCCACGUCCGUAGGGGGUCCUUGGGGUGACUUUGUGUCUCGCUCCGACGCCUCCAUGGCCAAACUGCUGCAAGAGUCGCUGCCCAAGACCGAAGCCACUCGUGCCAGUUGGCUGACGACUCACCAGGAACUGGACGACCAAGAUCGAGUGGAUCAAGUCGAGUUCGUGGACUUGUAUACGGGGUGUACAUUGCUCUUAUUACUGCCAGUUGGAGCUGUCGUCUAUGUGGCUGUUGGGAUAACUGCGUUACCAGUACUUACGAUACUUCAGAUCUACAAGAUCGCAGCUUUAAAGAGACCUACAAAGAGUGUGGAGAGAGGACUGAGCUUCCAACUAUUAGCGCUGCUGUUAGGGAUUGUGGCGCUUCCGUGUCUUAUGGUUGUGUUGGUCUAUUGGCUCGGAACUUUUACGAUCAUUCUCGUUAUUAGCUUGCUGUAUUCACUGGCGUCGCUGAAAAUAUUACUGUUAAGAGACAACUUGGCAUUAAUGCAGAGCUGCAGUCGGUGGCCCAAGUGGAGCUGGAGAGAUACAAUUUGUGCGAUACUGGGGACCAUAGACAGACAAGGAUUCGUCAAGUUUGCACUCAAAUUCCCAUCAGCAGUGGUGAUAGCCCCGAUACUAAAAUAUUUAUUCGGAUGCAAUCCGCUGCUCUAUCGCUUGGCGAUUAGACAGCGAUGUCUGUGGACGUCUCCGCUGGAUUUCGACGACCAGAAGGCCGUAGCUGCAGUCGUUCAAGCUGCGUCGUGGACUCUCGUUAAUUUGACUGAUUUAUUGCCCAAUCAACUCAGUAAUCCACCACGAAAAGAUGACCGAAUAGUCAGUGGACACAUUCCCUUUCCAGCUCCGGAUCGAGUUAGCGGGACAGUGAUUGGCGUGUUUACCACAGAUUCUCUCGUGACGCUCGUCGAUGCAGAUCAUAACGUAAACGGCAGUAUUUUCCACAGCAUGACGGCAAAGCGUAGUAUCUACAACGUGCUGCUGUUUGUAUGGAAUCCGUGUCAUUAUCUCACGGGGUAUAUCGAGAUCAAUUUGCAGCACGACGGAGGCAUCGAGCAAGCCAUGUGGUGCCUUGUAGGUGAUAAUUACUUUGGAAACUUGUUGUUUGAGCGCACUGAUGCUCUUUUCUGGCACUACGAUCCCAUCAAACGCGGCCAGAUGGAACGUUGCAGUCUUCAGUUUAUUCGCGGUUCUAUUGCGUCUACAACAUCGGCGGACUCGGUGGCUCUAGAUCGGGAAAAUAAUACUGAAGGGCAUGCAGUCAAUGGCACUGAAAUUAGUCUGGACAGCUAUGGAACGGAUGGAGGUCUUGGGAGGUUUGAGAGUGCGUUGAGCCUCGGAAGCUGCGACUCUGAGCAGGGCGAAGAUAUCAACGAUUGCAGUAACCGUGUUACUAUUGGUGUAUCUAGCAGCUUCACGUCGACCGGUGAGGACGUUUCUAUUCGAGAGAGAAGUAUCACAGACUCAGUGGCGAUGUUGCACUCGGCUUCCAGUUCUGCCUCACACUCAGACUUUACUAUCUCGGAUCGGCACUCGCAACAAUUUUAUAUUGUGUAAUUUCUUUAAUGUGUAAAUAGCCUUGUACAGAUCAAAAUCGUUUAAAAACUACGAUUAAUUAAACCGGCUAAUGACUACAUCUUUAUGAAUUGGA
This is a messenger RNA of Phytophthora nicotianae INRA-310, 1978 nucleotides long. RefSeq lists its product as hypothetical. NCBI's taxonomy places the organism in Eukaryota, Oomycota, Peronosporomycetes, Peronosporales, Peronosporaceae. The record is from RefSeq and is a predicted model, not a curated record. The coding region runs from base 295 to 1884 and encodes 529 amino acids. The transcript is spliced from 3 exons.